AUGCCAGAAAUCCCCUCCUCGUAUACCGUCCGCCGCCGGCUUCAUGAACCUCCCCCUUUCGCUAGGCCUUUAUGGCUGUUACCGGCUAUUUCAUCGACUAGGACUAGAACUACCGCGAGAUCUUACUUAGCUUUAAACCACUUCACGGGAUAUAUACUAGCGUAUCAGAUUGAAGACAGGGUGUUAACCGUUACCACUAAUAACGCGUCUAAUAACUCUACGCUACUAGAGAGUGUCUAG
Penicillium cataractarum is the source of this 240-nucleotide messenger RNA. RefSeq lists its product as uncharacterized. The coding region runs from base 1 to 240 and encodes 79 amino acids. The record is from RefSeq and is a predicted model, not a curated record. Lineage: Eukaryota; Fungi; Ascomycota; Eurotiomycetes; Eurotiales; Aspergillaceae. The transcript is spliced from 3 exons.